Messenger RNA from Hippocampus comes (tiger tail seahorse), 790 nucleotides. RefSeq names its product fragile histidine triad diadenosine triphosphatase (gene fhit). Bases 11 to 589 code for a protein of 192 amino acids. Gene Ontology annotation, biological process: intrinsic apoptotic signaling pathway by p53 class mediator; purine nucleotide metabolic process; diadenosine triphosphate catabolic process. The record is from RefSeq and is a predicted model, not a curated record. The transcript is spliced from 8 exons. Lineage: Eukaryota; Metazoa; Chordata; Actinopteri; Syngnathiformes; Syngnathidae. Gene Ontology annotation, molecular function: bis(5'-adenosyl)-triphosphatase activity; ubiquitin protein ligase binding. Gene Ontology annotation, cellular component: cytoplasm; nucleus; plasma membrane.
AAGCUGUCAAAUGAGGUCCAAAGUGGCGAGGUCAAAGUCAAGUCAGCCUCCAUUCAAUCCCGCCAAGAGUAAGCAAACCCCAAGUCAUUGGAAAACCAGCAAGAUUGAAAGGCUUUGCAGUGAAUUUGAUAUGUCGACCCUGCGCUUUGGACAACACCUUAUCAAGGCCUCUGCCGUGUUCUUGCAGACAGAAUUGUCCUUUGCUCUUGUCAACAGGAAGCCUGUGGUGCCUGGACAUGUAUUGGUUUGCCCACUGAGACAAGUGGAGCGUUUUCGAGAUCUUCGACCAGAUGAAGUGACAGAUUUAUUCAGCGCUACCCAGAGAGUUGCCAACCUGGUGGAAAAGCAUUUCAACGCCACAUCUCUCACCAUUGCCAUUCAGGAUGGUCCUGAAGCCGGACAAACUGUGAAGCAUGUCCAUGUCCAUGUGCUUCCCAGGAAGGCAGGCGACUUUGAACGCAACGAUAGUGUCUAUGAUGAGCUCCAAAAACACGAUGGCCAAGAUGAGGAUGUGCCCUCAAAGUGGAGAUCAGAGGAAGAGAUGGCAACAGAAGCCUCCAUCUUGAGAAAUCAAAUUGAGAACUUGUAGAGGGUAAAUCUGUAAACAUUUUUUUGCCUCAUAUUUUAUUUGACUCUGUUAGAAGUUGCAAAAAUCCAUUCUCUAUAGGAUAGCAUGCAAUGCCAUGGUCAGCAGUAAUUGUGAAAUAAAAAAAUCCAAUGAUGUCGAACAUUACAUGCAAUAAUAUCUGGAGGACUUUUCUUUUGUUACAAGGCUUAUAUGUAUUUCUUU